Messenger RNA from Physcomitrium patens, 2415 nucleotides. Its product is annotated as V-type proton ATPase catalytic subunit A. NCBI's taxonomy places the organism in Eukaryota, Viridiplantae, Streptophyta, Bryopsida, Funariales, Funariaceae. The record is from RefSeq and is a predicted model, not a curated record. Gene Ontology annotation, cellular component: proton-transporting V-type ATPase, V1 domain; plant-type vacuole. Gene Ontology annotation, molecular function: proton-transporting ATPase activity, rotational mechanism; ATP binding; ATP hydrolysis activity. Gene Ontology annotation, biological process: proton transmembrane transport; ATP metabolic process.
AUGUCAACAGCAUCCUUCAACGCUGGCCAAGACCAGAGGAGAGCGAGACAGAGAGACAGAGAGAGAGUGAGAGCCAGAGGUGGAUCUCGUGACCCUUGCUUGCUUGCUUGCUUCUCCAGGCCUUCACAUCGCCGCCGCGUUGUGCUCCUCCUCCUCGGCUGCUUCCUGGGGCCACAUUUCCCCUCGCCUUGCACCAGAUCCCACUCUGCUCCGCUCCCGCACUGCCCUAGGGCUUCGCCACCAUGCCUGCCAUCAAUGGCGACCGUCUCUUCACCUUCGAAGAAGGUGAACAGGAGAGCGAGUAUGGAUACGUUCGCAAGGUCUCCGGGCCAGUGGUGGUAGCUGAUGGAAUGGGAGGAGCAGCUAUGUAUGAGUUAGUUCGUGUGGGACAUGAUAAGUUGAUUGGAGAGAUAAUUCGACUUGAGGGUGAUUCAGCCACUAUCCAAGUUUAUGAAGAGACAGCGGGAUUGAUGGUCAACGAUCCUGUUCUGCGGACACACAAGCCCCUGUCAGUCGAGCUUGGUCCUGGUAUUCUGGAGAAUAUCUUUGAUGGUAUUCAGCGACCUUUGAAGGCCAUUGCGCUUCAGUGUCAAGAUGUGUAUAUCCCCCGUGGAGUUGCAGUCCCUGCUCUUGAUAGGAAGAGGCAGUGGGAAUUCAAACCUAAAGGCUUGAGUAUUGGUGAUGCUAUUACGGGAGGUGAUUUAUACGGAACUGUCUAUGAAAACAGUUUGAUUGAACAUCAUCUCGGAUUGCCACCUGGUGCUAUGGGGAAAGUCACUUACAUCGCCCCUGAUGGAGAGUACUCGAUUGAGGAUGAAGUAAUUGAACUUGAGUUUCAAGGAGAGAAGAAAAGGUUUACCAUGCUUCAGGCAUGGCCUGUCCGAACACCAAGACCUGUUGCCGAGAAGCUUGCUGCUGAUACUCCUCUGCUCACUGGUCAGCGAAUACUGGAUGCUCUGUUUCCGUCUGUCCUUGGAGGUACCUGCGCCAUUCCUGGUGCAUUUGGUUGUGGGAAGACCGUCAUCAGUCAAGCACUUUCUAAGUAUUCCAACUCCAAUGCUGUUGUUUACGUUGGUUGUGGAGAGCGUGGGAAUGAAAUGGCUGAGGUGCUCAUGGAUUUUCCGCAAUUGACGAUGACCUUGCCUGACGGACGAGAGGAGUCUGUUAUGAAGCGGACCACUCUCGUGGCCAAUACAUCAAAUAUGCCUGUGGCUGCUCGUGAAGCUUCCAUCUAUACAGGUAUUACCUUGGCGGAGUACUUCAGGGAUAUGGGGUAUAAUGUCAGUAUGAUGGCGGACUCAACAUCUCGCUGGGCAGAGGCUCUUAGAGAAAUUUCCGGAAGGCUUGCUGAGAUGCCUGCUGACAGUGGUUAUCCAGCUUACCUUGCUGCAAGAUUAGCUUCUUUCUAUGAAAGAGCCGGGAAAGUGAAGUGUCUGGGAAGCCCGAAUCGUACUGGAAGUGUUACCAUUGUUGGAGCAGUGUCCCCUCCUGGUGGAGAUUUUUCAGACCCUGUCACAGCAGCUACCCUUGGUAUUGUUCAGGUGUUUUGGGGGCUCGACAAGAAACUUGCUCAGCGGAAACAUUUUCCAGCAGUGAACUGGCUCAUUUCCUACUCCAAGUACACGCAGGCUCUGGAGGGUUUCUAUGAAAACUUCGACUCUGAUUUUAUUGGUAUUAGAACAAAGGCCAGAGAGGUCUUGCAGCGAGAGGAUGAUUUGAAUGAGAUUGUUCAGCUUGUUGGUAAAGAUGCUUUGGCCGAAACGGACAAGAUUACUUUGGAAGUUGCUAAACUCUUGCGUGAGGACUACUUGGCACAGAACGCCUUUAGCAGUUAUGAUAAGUUCUGCCCAUUCUAUAAAUCAGUAUGGAUGAUGCGCAAUAUUGUCCACUUUAACACUCUUGCCAAUCAGGCUGUUGAGCGAGCUACCGGUUCAGAAGGACAGAAAAUCACCUACAACAUCAUCAAGCAGCGUUUAAGUGAUAUCAUCUAUCGGCUUGUGUCUAUGAAGUUUGAGGAUCCAGCUGAUGGCGAGGAUGAGCUGACUCAGAGAUACAAGAAACUGUAUGAUGAUUUGACUGCCGGAUUCAGGAACUUAGAGGACGAGUACCGUUAAUUUAUGACUAAACAUCUCUUUCAGUCUCAGCUAGAUGAGUCAUUUCACACAUCGGUGUAAAGCAAAUGAUAGUGAUGCAAUGUUAGAAUAAUCUCUCUGCCUCAACGUUUUUGACAGAGUUGUGAAGGGGUCACUUGGUUAUCCUAGUUUGUGGUAUACAUUGUAUUUUACAUGCAUUGUUGUUCUUGUUUAUGGAUCUGUGGUCUAAGAAAACACAUGUUAGGGAGACUUUGCAUGAUACGAUUCACUCGAAUAUAUGCGAUAAAUUGAGUUGAUGUAUUGUAAGCAUCAAUUCUCUCAA